Messenger RNA from Pleuronectes platessa (European plaice), 3864 nucleotides. It is a transcript of the gene bub1, whose product is annotated as BUB1 mitotic checkpoint serine/threonine kinase. Gene Ontology annotation, biological process: meiotic sister chromatid cohesion, centromeric; mitotic spindle assembly checkpoint signaling; protein phosphorylation. The transcript is spliced from 23 exons. The record is from RefSeq and is a predicted model, not a curated record. Bases 154 to 3864 code for a protein of 1236 amino acids. Gene Ontology annotation, molecular function: ATP binding; protein kinase activity. Lineage: Eukaryota; Metazoa; Chordata; Actinopteri; Pleuronectiformes; Pleuronectidae.
UUCAAACGCAGCCGGAGCAGCAACAGUUCGGAGGAGAAAACAAACGUAGCGAUGGAAGUUUCGUGUUGAAGUUCGUGACGUGAAACCGUGAAACCGUGAAGCACCGGAGCAGGAGGCGACUCGCGAGGGAAAGGAGGUUCAACCCAGAGGGAGAUGGACUUCUCCUCGUAUCUCCAGAGUUUUGAAAGCAGGCUGAGCUCGUACACCGGAGACGACCCUUUGGAUCCAUGGGACAAGUUUGUGGAGUAUCUGGAGCAGAGACUCCCGGAGGACGGGGACAGUGGGAUCUCCGUGGUGUUCGACAGCCUGGUGCAGAGGUUCCUGACCGUGGAGCAAUAUGCUAAUGACAUCAGAUAUGUGAACUACUGCAUCAAAUGUGCCAGUUACUAUUCCGACCCCAUAGCGCUGUACAGCCACGUCUUCAGUCAGGGCGUCGGCACCCGGACCGCGGCGCUCUACCUGGCCUGGGCUCAGCAGUUUGAGCUGAGGGGUUUGAAUGAGCAGGCGGACGCAGUGUACCAGAAGGCCGUGGAGAACCAGGCCCAGCCAGCCGACACGGUUCUCCAUGAAUACAGGCAGUUUCAAACCAGAAGCCAGGCGCCGGGAUCUGUGAAUCCUCUGCAGACCUCCCAGUUAACCAACCAGAUGACCUCCCACAGGGAACCAGUCGCCCAGAGCAAGGCCUCUGUGGAUUGGGCGGCCAAACCACCUGAAGUUAAAACCGUUGUGACACUCUCCCGCUCGGAGAACUCGGGGGUGACUCGUCAGGGCUCCGGCGCUCAGACCGUGUCGGAGUACAUGACGGAGGAACUCGCCUGCGACGGCUCUGAGUUAUCGUUCGAGGAAGUUCGGGCAGAGAAAUACUUCCGUAAGAUCCGGGAGACGAAGGAAAAGGAGCGGAGAGAAAACAUGGAGAAGAUGCUGAGGGAGGAAGAGGAGGGCGUCCGCCACAUCAAGUCCAUGUUGGACCAGGUGGUGCAGAAUCUGGAAACCUGUGGUGGUGUAAGCGGCCAGCCUCCGUCACAGAAGCCGUCUGUUGUAGAAGCUGCCGCGUGUCCCAACCCUCAUCCUACCCAGAAUCCCUUUGGGCGUCCUCGGCCCUCCAACCAUCUGAGCAGCAGACGCUCUCUCGGUUUGUCGUUACACGCCGAGUCGAUGUUCAACCAAGAAGCUCCUGCAGCCGCCGCCAGGCCUGCACCUCCUCCGUGGCUGAACCACGCCCACCCUGCUGACACAGACACUCUGAGCUCUGACCUAUCACAUCAUCCCUCGCUCCUUGCUGAGAGGAGCAUCCAUUGCUCUGCUCUGCAGCCGGUCAGCUAUGAGCAGAGAAACCUGUCGCUCCACAGACACGCCCCUUUCUCUGCUGUGGACGCCGACAGCCUCAGCCAUGAUGCCUCCGUUCUGCCGGACCGCUGGCAGAGCGGUCGACCACAGGAGCACAACGCCACACACCCGGACGUCAGUCAGCUGCAGGACGCAGAGGAGAAACUGAACGUGUCCCAGGGGGGCACAGCUAACCUGUCUCACAUCACUCCUAACACCUCACUGGGCUUUGUUCAGGCCACACCGUCCAGGGUGCUGCCGUCGCCCACGGUCAACACACGGGAAGCGCUGGAUGUUAUCAUGGACAUGUUCCAGGCUCCGACUCUCUUAGAAGAUCAGUUCAACGGCACAUCGGGGCUCCACGUGGCUGAGGGGGGGUUCGGAGGUGGAUACUCAAGAAAUGGAGUCGACUCCUCCUUCAGGAAUCCUCCGUCCGCUGCUCCGUUCACCAUCUUCCAGGACGACAAGGAAAACGCCAGUGCUGCUGCUCCAGCUGCGGUCGAGAAGCCCCAACCAAUCAGAGCCCUCGCUGUAAUCGCAGUGUCUAAGACAGAGAAACCUAAUGAGACUCCUCCGGACCUGAUCCCAGACGAGAGCACCAUGUGGGGAGCUCGCUACAACUCCCUCAACUCUCUGGACGCUUGUCCCAACAGCACCAGGGACUUCGACAUGCAGGCCCAGUGCGUCUCCACCCCCUUCACGCACAAGAACAUGUUCAGCAGCAACUUCUUCGAGGACCAAGAGAACAACUGUGAUGGCAGCGAAGGCGGUGAUGAUCCCUUCGUCAGACGCCAGCCCAAAAAACUAAGCCCCAUCAUAGAGCAGAGUCCGUCUGAUGACAAGCUCUCUGAGUCCAACAUGAGUCGCCUGGUUCCCUCCUCGGUGAGACAAGGCACCAUCGUGGGCGAAGGGCUCGCCAGCAGCCAUCACUGCCUGACCACCUCCUCCCUCACCAUGGUGCAGCCUCCUCCUCCCACCGCGCUCUCCUUCAGAGACCAGACGCUGUGUCCGGCUGACUCCUCCCUCCCGGGGACCUCCGGGCCCGGCUGGGAGGUGUACUCCAGCCCCGAGCAGCCGCCCAAGCCCGAGAGCUCAGUCGGACCCACAAGUGAACCAUUUCAAAUCUUUAAAGAAGAUGGAGACAAACCCUCCAGUCCAGAGCGAGUCGAGACCCCAGCCCACGAUGUCCCCAUGAGCCCAGCGUGUCCUCUCAAACUGGACUGGAUGUCCAUCAGAGGCCCCGAGGUCAAAGUGGAGCCAGAUCUGGACGCCUUCCUCAGUCCCCUUCGACCCAGGACGGCGGACACUGUUCCAAACAAGACCCUGGACGUCCCCAUGAGUCCAGAGCAGCCGCUGCUCUGUGCCGACGUGCCCAUGAGCCCGGAGCAGCAGUCUCUGCGGUUCAGCACUUUAGAUGAACCCAUGAGUCCCGACAGAGGAAUGACGGCCGGCGCUGACGUCUCCAUGAACACAGCCGGGACAGCGGCCGGCCCACUGGUGUCGGAUCCCUGGGAUAACGAACUGAUCUCUGGUCUGCUGUCUGCGCUAGCCCCGCCCCUCACCUCUCACCCCCGCUGCGUCACCUGGCCCUGCAACAUCCCCAACAUCAGCCCUAAGAUGACCAUCAGCAUGGGAAAGGCGUCCCUGCGAGUGGACUGCGUCCUCGGGGAAGGAGCCUUCGCCACCGUCUACCAGGCGACUGACCCCAUGACCUCAGAGAGGAUGAUUCUAAAGGUUCAGAAACCAGCCAAUCCCUGGGAGUUCUACAUCCACACCCAGCUGGACGCCCGGCUGCAGCCCGACGUGAGGCACCUCUUCAGCAGCAUGAGCUCGGCUCACCUCUUCCACAACGGGAGCGUGCUGCUCGGGGAGCUGCACAACCACGGCACCCUGCUGAACACGGUGAACAUGUACAAAGCCCUGAGCGACAAGGUGAUGCCUCAGCCUCUGGUCAUGUACUUCACCGUCUGCAUCCUGCACAUGGUGGAGCAGCUGCACAGCGUCCACGUCAUCCACGCCGACAUCAAGCCCGACAACUUCCUGCUGGGGGAGAGGUUCUUGGAGAACAAGUGUUUUGAUUCAGAGAGCUUGGACCACGGCCUCGUUCUCAUCGACCUGGGACAAAGCAUCGACAUGGAGCUUUUCCCAGAAGGCACUGCUUUCACCGCCAAGUGCUUGACGUCGGGUUUCCAGUGCACGGAGAUGCUCAGCGGGAAACCGUGGACCUACCAGACGGAUUUCUUUGGAAUAGCUGGGACGGUUUUCUGUUUGUUGUUUGGGACGUACAUGCAGGUCACGAAGGAAGAUGGAGUCUGGAGGACGAACGCUGUGUUUAGAAGGAACCCGCACAGCGCCCUCUGGCUGCAGUUCUUCCACACGCUGCUCAACGUGCCGGGGGGCGGCGCCCUGCCGAGCCUGCGGCGGCUCCGUGUGGAGCUGGCCUCCGUCCUGCAGCAGAACUACAGCAGCAAGCUGUCGUCCCUGAAGAGCCGCCUGGUGGUGCAGCUGCUGGAGAGUCGCAAGGCAGCACGGAGAUGA